This is a messenger RNA of Humulus lupulus (European hop), 1808 nucleotides long. RefSeq names its product receptor-like cytosolic serine/threonine-protein kinase RBK2. Gene Ontology annotation, biological process: protein phosphorylation. The record is from RefSeq and is a predicted model, not a curated record. Gene Ontology annotation, molecular function: protein kinase activity; ATP binding. Bases 234 to 1493 code for a protein of 419 amino acids. NCBI's taxonomy places the organism in Eukaryota, Viridiplantae, Streptophyta, Magnoliopsida, Rosales, Cannabaceae. The transcript has 9 exons.
AGAAAAAAAAAACGCAGCCAUUGGAUUUGCAACUCUCUGCUCACUUAUCUCACUCAGAUCAAAACUCUCAAAUUUAAAGCCUUGAACGAUCUUAAAAUCUGAGCUCUGCACCAGCGUCGUCUCAAUGAUCGUUCUCUCUAACUCUGAUUACUGGAACCUGUUUGAUUAUUUAACAUGGUUUAUGUGAGAAAAUCAUCAGUUAUCCUGUUUUAGCUCAAGAUAACUUGCUAAAUAUGACGGAGAAGGAGGACACUUGCUCUCCUGUUUGUGUAUUAGAAGAUUAUUUCAGAAGCUCAGACUCUGAAACAAGCUCUUCCAAAGAUCACAAUAAUGAGUCUGAUACUCACAAAAAUUCAAAGUUGGGUUCUCGAUGGCAUGGUUUCAUGCAAUUACUGAGAACAAGAUCCAAGAAGCCUUUGAAUACAUUGCACCCAAUUAACGUAUUGAACCUCUCGAGGAGAAUGAGUGGCAGUAUGAGGGAAAUUAUAUGUUCGAACUUUGGGUCAGACUCGGAUAAUGGUUUAAAGUCUCCAUGGAAGAACUUUUCUUUGUAUGAGCUUCAGGUUGCGACCAACUAUUUCAGACAAGAAAACUUGAUUGGAAAGGGUGGUUAUGCUGAAGUUUACAAGGGGUGUUUGAGAAAUGGGCAAUUAGUGGCAAUUAAGAAGCUAACACGGGGAAAACCAGAGGACACUACUGCAGACUUUUUAUCAGAGAUAGGGAUUAUGGCCCAUGUAAAUCAUCCCAACACUGCUAAGUUGAUUGGUUAUGGAGUUGAAGGGGGCAUGCACUUAGUUCUUGAAUUGUCCCCACAUGGGAGCUUGGGUUCAAUGCUUUAUGGCUCAAAGGAGAAGCUUAUAUGGGGCAUUAGGUAUAAAAUUGCGUUGGGAACGGCUAGGGGUUUGCUAUAUCUUCAUGAGGGCUGUCAGAGGAGAAUUAUCCAUAGAGAUAUUAAGGCUGCAAACAUUUUGCUCAGCGAAGACUUUGAGGCUCAGAUUUGUGAUUUUGGUCUUGCAAAGUGGUUGCCCAAGCAUUGGACUCAUCACAUCGUGACAAAAUUUGAAGGCACCUUCGGCUAUCUUGCUCCUGAGUACUUACUCCAUGGCAUAGUAGAUGAGAAAACAGAUGUAUUUGCCUAUGGGGUGCUACUAUUGGAAUUAGUCAGUGGACGUCGAGCGCUAGAUUAUUCCAACCAGAGCCUUGUUCUUUGGGCAAAACCUCUGCUGAAGAAAAGUGAGUCAAGAGAGCUGGUUGAUCCCUCUUUGGCUGAUGACUACAACUCCCGGCAGGUGAAUCUCGUGCUCUUGGCUGCUUCGUUAUGCAUACAACCUUCGUCACUUCAGCGGCCGACUAUGAGACAGGUUCUAGAGCUUUUACACGGUGACUUCAGUUGCUUGAAGAACAUGAAGAAAACCCGAAUUUCAUUUUUUCGAAAGGCAUCUCGCGAAGAACUCACCAAUGUAGAAGGCCGAAAAACACCAAGAAUAGGUUGAAAAAUUCUUGAGACAAUAAGGAGACAUAAUAAUUUGUAUACCAUGGUCAGUUUGAUGAUGGUAUGUUGCUUAAAGUUUAGAAAAAUGUGUACAUAAUGUUAAAAGUAAGAACAAGAGAAUGAAAAAAGCAAUUUUAGUUUAUGUACAUAGACAGCUAAAAGAAAGUUGUAGAAAGUUUUAAAACCGAGUACAGGGAAACAAGUCUCGAGCCCAAAUGCCAAUAGAAGCUUUAGGCUCCCCUACCAGUAAUUUAUGGGGGAACCAAGUUUUGCUUAAACCAAACUAGAGUGAUAAUCUAUCUUGUGUAAUUUUGCA